This is a messenger RNA of Leptomonas pyrrhocoris, 669 nucleotides long. Its product is annotated as D-lactate dehydrogenase-like protein. Gene Ontology annotation, cellular component: mitochondrion. The transcript has a single exon. NCBI's taxonomy places the organism in Eukaryota, Euglenozoa, Kinetoplastea, Trypanosomatida, Trypanosomatidae. Gene Ontology annotation, molecular function: D-lactate dehydrogenase (NAD+) activity; D-lactate dehydrogenase (cytochrome) activity; flavin adenine dinucleotide binding. Gene Ontology annotation, biological process: lactate catabolic process. The record is from RefSeq and is a predicted model, not a curated record. Bases 1 to 669 code for a protein of 222 amino acids.
AUGAUGAACGGCAACAACAUUGCGUCGACGAACAGCUACUGCAAGAUGUCCCUGCCGACGACGGCGACGAUUCUACUGGAGUUCACGAGCAACGACUGGUGGCUGCGCGACAUAAAGCGGGACUACAGGUUCGUGGAGGCGAUCUUCAAGGAGGCCGGGCACCCGACGCAGAUGCGCUACCUGCGUCCGGGCAAGGAGAUGCAAGACGUGUGGAACGCGCGGCGGUCGUGCUACUUCGCGACGAUGUUCAGCCGCGGCAAGACGGAGAAGGUUUUCGGCACGGACAUCUGUGUCCCGAUUCCACGGCUGACGGAGAUCGUCGAGUACACGGAGGAGGAGUUCAGAAAGGCGGGCAAGAAGUGCCUCAUCUGCGCGCACAUCAGCGACGGCAACUUCCACACGAACAUUCCCUUCGCGGAUGCGCAGGAGUUGAAGGAGUUGCGUGUGCUGGAGACGAAGAUGAUCAAGAAGGCAAUUGCCCUCGGUGGCACCAUUGCGGGUGAGCACGGACUUGGGGUAGGUAAGGUGUGCUAUGCGGUGCAGGAGCACGGCCAGGCCCACAUCGACGUGCAGGAGGCGAUCAAGAAGGCGCUGGACACGGACAACGUGAUGAACGCCGGCUGUUUUUACCCCUCCCAGCAGCAGCUGUACCCCACGGCGCACCUGUGA